CAGGAUCCAAAGCAGGAUUUAACCGGACGUCUUUGCGUCUUCUACCAGCUCCCUAUCGUCGUACAAGCGGCGGUAAGAAGCCGGUGAGAAAAACUUUCUCCCGUCCUGCGCGUUUCUGCAGCCCUGUUCGAGGCCGAGGAGCCUUUGCUGGAAGAGAUGGUGAAGGGCCUGGGCCCCCUGUUGUUGGUCUUCAUGCUGGGUCUGGGUCUGACCCCACCAGCCCGGGCUCAGGAUGACUCCAGGUACAAACACUUCCUGACCCAGCACUCUGAUGCCAAACCAAGGGGCCGGAAUGACAGAUACUGUGAAAGCAUGAUGGAGAGACGAGGCCUGACCACACCCUGCAAAGACACCAACACCUUUAUUCAUGGCAACAAGGGCAGCAUCAAGGCCAUCUGUGGAAAUAAGAAUGGAAACCCUUACGGAGAAGCUUUAAGACUAAGCAAGUCUCCUUUCCAGGUCACCACUUGCAGGCAUGUAGGAGGGUCCCCGCGGCCUCCGUGCCGGUACAGAGCUACCCCAGGGUUCAGACACAUCGUUGUUGCCUGUGAACAUGGCUUGCCUGUCCACUUUGAUGAGUCCUUUUUCCGUCUGUAACUGGAGGCCACAGCUGGCUCUGCUCUCCUUUCCUUGCAUUUCCCUCCGCACCCCGACAUUCAUGGCCAGGGGCCCAGAGAAUGAGCUGCCUCGAUCUCGAUUUCCAUUUUAUAACAUGUUUAAUAAAUAAAAAUGUCUCUGAAAUCAGUAAGAA
Messenger RNA from Ailuropoda melanoleuca (giant panda), 751 nucleotides. RefSeq names its product angiogenin (gene ANG). Gene Ontology annotation, molecular function: RNA nuclease activity; nucleic acid binding. The transcript is spliced from 2 exons. Lineage: Eukaryota; Metazoa; Chordata; Mammalia; Carnivora; Ursidae. Bases 157 to 597 code for a protein of 146 amino acids. Gene Ontology annotation, biological process: innate immune response; angiogenesis; antibacterial humoral response. The record is from RefSeq and is a predicted model, not a curated record.